Messenger RNA from Aspergillus calidoustus, 858 nucleotides. The record is from the annotation of a GenBank genome assembly. Lineage: Eukaryota; Fungi; Ascomycota; Eurotiomycetes; Eurotiales; Aspergillaceae.
AUGGCCUCUUCGGAUAGGACAGACCAGACCAUCGUUGUACGGCAAAUGCCGCAUCAGAAUUACGUGAAGCGCCAAAAGGAUGAUUGGGCGGGUGUCACUGAUACGAAGGAGCGGAGAAAAUUACAAAACAGAUUAAACCAGAGAGCUUGGCGCCAGAGGAAAGCGAAACAGGAUGGCAAAGAAGGGGCUACUGCACGGCUCCCUGAUGCAGGAGAGAAGGAAAUAAAAAAGCUCAAUGCAGAGCUUACUGCAGCUACUGCUUGCCAACGGCGCGCUCUCCUGGAACUUUUUGCGCGGGAGGCACUGCACAAUUACAUGACCAACCAGCCCAACACAGAUCAGCUUAUGCAAGUGAUGAAACUAAAUACUAUCAAUGCUCUGACGUCAAACGCAGCCGCCCUGAAUCUCCAAGUCGAUUGGCUCAUCUGCCAUGCUAUUUCGCCAUUCGGAUUCAUCGGCCCAACAGCGCCGGCGGAUAUGGCCACCUGCUCCUCCCCUGGCCCGACGUCGUUGAUUCCAACGGACCUCCAGCUGCGAACGCCACAUCACCCGUGGAUUGACCUGUUCCCGCUGGCUAGAAUGCGAGACAAUUUAUUACAGGCAACAUGCGUGUCUGACAUCUUGACCGACGAUGACGAAGAACAGCUGUGGGCCGACCUUGUGGAAUGGGGUGGGAACGGCACAGAGGGUGCGGGCUUGAUAGUUUGGGGCGAGCCAUCAGAUCCUCGAAACUGGGAAGCAACAGUACCGUUCCUGAAAAGAUGGGGAUGGCUUUUACAGGGUUGCAGCGAAAUUAUGGAGGCGACGAAUUACUGGCGGCAUAGUAGGGGUGAGAGACGCCUUUGCUUUCAGGCCUGA